GCGCUCAGCUCGCAUUUUACAUAACCCAGUUUUCAGAAUCCCCCUGAAGCCUAUUUGGCAGUGCUGAUUUUCUCACAAGUGCUUUUAUUCUGUUUCUUGAAGACGCUCACGGGUUAUCCAUGGACAGAGUCGGACUUGGACCCCUCCAUUUAAUCCCAAUCUGAAGCGGUGCGGCGGGAGAGGGCGGCGAGGACGGUCCUCGAGGUUCUGAGAGAGCAAAUGGACGACGCGGGUGGAGCGAGGGGGGUUUUGGGCAGGCGGAGCUUCAAGCAACGGCUGAGACUGAACGGGUUCGGAUGCUGUGGGGCCACCUGGGGCUUCGGACGGACGGCGGCGAUUGGCGCCAGAGAGGAUGAGGAAGAUCAAGAACCGCAAAAUCUUCCGCCACAAGAACGAGUGGUUAUAACUGUGCGCCAGGCUGAAUCGGUUAAUAUUUGGAAUCCGGAUUGCGUUGCUCCGGUUUCGAACGGGUCGGGUAUGAAUUUAGCUGCCGCUCUGGCAGCCGAGCGACAGUUCCGGGAUCCGCAGGAUACGGAGGCAGAGGGGUCGGUGGGUCCCGCGGAUAAUGCAAGGACGGGAACAACGGCACCGGGAACGCCGAUGAGAGUGUCGCUGAUGAGGCUGCUUGAGGAGACGGAGAUGGACGGCUGCGACUCGUUUGGCGGUGGCGCGACGGCGGACAGUGAAAAAGCAGCGGAGGGAGGGAUAGGGAAUGAUUCGAUGUGCUGCGUGUGCAUGGCAAGGAAAAAAGGCGCGGCUUUCAUCCCAUGUGGGCACACAUUUUGCAGGGUGUGUUCGAGGGAGGUGUGGUUGAAUCGAGGUUCCUGUCCCCUCUGCAACCGUUCGAUCCUCGAGAUCCUUGAUAUAUUCUAAUGAUCGUCCGAUUUGAUUGGAUAAUCGAAGAAAAAACAAAAAACCAGAAAAUAUUGGAUGUGAUUGUUUGUGGGAAGAUGCCUCGAGAUUGGUGCAUUGUUGAAACUUUGAUGGUGGAAUUUUCAAUGACUGGAAAAUCCAAUUCAAUUUUUUCACAUGUAAUAUGGGGGUUCUUGAAUUUAAUUAGUGUUUCCGUGACUCUAUUUUUCUGCAACUUGAAAGGUACAAUGUGCAUUUUGUGUACAUUUUUAUGGUAA
Pyrus x bretschneideri (Chinese white pear) is the source of this 1130-nucleotide messenger RNA. RefSeq names its product E3 ubiquitin-protein ligase APD1. The record is from RefSeq and is a predicted model, not a curated record. The transcript is spliced from 2 exons. Lineage: Eukaryota; Viridiplantae; Streptophyta; Magnoliopsida; Rosales; Rosaceae. Bases 220 to 873 code for a protein of 217 amino acids.